GGGGGAGCCUUGAAACGGCGCCCGGGUUCCAUGUUUGCAUCCGCCUCUCGGGGAGGAAACUCCAUGUUGUAACAAAGUUUCCUCCGCGCCCCCUCCCUCCCCCUCCCCCUUAGAACCUGGCUCCCCUCCCCUCCGAAGCUCGCGGGGAUCCCUCCCCUCCCCCCCGUGCCCCGAUUCCGGCCCGAGCCGGGGGGGAGGCCGGGCGCCGGGGCCAGAGUCCGGCCGGAGGGGAGCGCGCCCGGCCCCAUGGACAGCUCGGCCGUCAUUACUCAGAUAAGCAAGGAGGAGGCGCGGGGCCCGCUGCGGGGCAAAGGUGACCAGAAGUCAGCCUCUUCCCAGAAGCCCCGGAGCCGGGGCAUCCUCCACUCGCUCUUCUGCUGCGUGUGCCGUGAAGAUGGGGAGGCCCUGCCCGCCCACAGCGGGGCGCCCCUGCUGGUGGAGGAGAACGGUGCCAUUCCCAAGCAGAGCCCAGUGCAGUACCUGCUCCCCGAGGCCAAAGCCCAGGACUCAGACAAGAUCUGUGUGGUCAUCGACCUGGAUGAGACCCUGGUCCACAGCUCCUUCAAGCCGGUGAACAACGCCGACUUCAUCAUCCCGGUGGAGAUCGAUGGGGUGGUCCACCAGGUCUAUGUGCUGAAGCGGCCCCAUGUGGAUGAGUUCCUGCAGCGAAUGGGUGAGCUCUUCGAGUGCGUGCUGUUCACAGCCAGCCUGGCCAAGUAUGCAGACCCAGUAGCUGACCUGCUGGACAAGUGGGGGGCUUUCCGGGCCCGGCUGUUCCGAGAGUCAUGUGUCUUCCACCGGGGGAACUACGUGAAGGACCUGAGUCGGCUGGGCCGAGACCUUCGGCGGGUGCUUAUCUUGGACAACUCCCCAGCCUCCUACGUCUUCCACCCAGACAACGCCGUCCCGGUGGCCUCCUGGUUUGAUAACAUGAGUGACACUGAACUCCAUGACCUCCUACCCUUCUUCGAGCAACUCAGCCGAGUGGAUGAUGUGUACUCAGUGCUCAGGCAGCCUCGGCCCGGCAGCUAGUGAGGCGCCGUGGGGCCAGGACCUGUCCUAGGCAGAAGCCUGCACCUCCUGACGCACAGACUCUGGGUACUUGCCUGUACUCUGUUAAGAAAACCUGCGGGCUGCACCAUGUUCAUGGCCCUGGGGAAGCAGGCAUCUCCCUACCAGCCCCACUGGGCUGCACCAAGGACGAUGAGCCCUGGGCCCAUGUCAGUGCCUUCAAACCUCCUCUCCCCUUUUCAGGGGGCCUGGGAGGCUGUGCCUGCUGCUUACCCUUUCUGUCUCCUUUCUCCGUGCUGCCAUGUUUCUGUGCUGCCAAAUUGGGCCCCUUAGCUCCAGUUCUGCUUUGGGGGUGGAGGCAGGGUUUCUGACCCCCCAGCCCAGGAACAGUGGACACCAAGUGCCUUGCAUAGACACCCCCCUUCCCUGUCAGCUCUCCCAAGGGCAAGGACACAGGUGGCUGCACUCUAGGUGUCCUGCCCAACCCCUACCUUGGGACUGAUGGAGCAAGCAGCAGUUUCUUCCCUAGGGAGGGCCGGGAGGGGAGGUCUGUGACCACCUGUGAAGGAGCAGCCAUUCUUCCUUCAGGAUCCCACAGCUCCACCUCUCCAAAGCUGGACCCCUGCUUCUGCCUUAACCACCCCAAGGCCCUGUGGCUUGGUUCCCUGAGCUCUGAGUAUGGGGGCAUAGGCAGGACCCCCUUGUGGUGCCAUAUAAAUAUGUAUAUGUGUAUAUAGAUUUUUAAGGGAAGGAGCGAGGGAAGGGUCAGGGUAGAGACACCCUUCCCUCGCUCCUUUCCUGGGCCCAGAAAUUGGGGGGAGGGAGAGAAAGGAUUUUUACAUUUUUUUAAACUGCUAUUUUCUGAAUUGAACAAGCUGGGCCAGGGGGCUGAGGCUCUGUCCUCCUCUGUCCCUCACAGCCCCUUUGCUCUGUUCAUUCAGAAAUACUCUUUGAGCACCUUCUAUGCCCACCAAUGUGCUAGGUCCACCAGCUAAGUGAGUGGGGGAGUCUCCACCCCCUAAUUGGUGCCUCUCCCCACUCGACUUCACAGGUGCCUUCCAGGUAUCUGCAGGAGGUGGGACUUUCUUGGGUUUGGGGGUUCUCCAGAAAACCUGGCCAGGUUGUCCCCCUCCCUUGUGCCAACCCACCCCCUGCAGCCUCCUCUGACCCCCUGCUGGCUGGGGCCCCCUGCUCCCAGUCCUGCCUUCCAAUUCUGACUUCUGUUUCUGAACCCCUGCCCCGCACCAGUGGAGUCUGGAGGUCAAGGCCUUGUGUUCUCCCCAGGGUCGUAGAGUUAAGGGGACCCCCAAUGCCAAGGGAAUUGGUGGGGGAGGGAGGCUACAGUUGGCCUGAGUCAAGGGUGACCAUCCCGUUAAGUGCCUUCUCUGACGGCCUCACAGUGUGAUAACUAAAGAGAAAGCCAGGUC
Molecule: messenger RNA, 2438 nt
Organism: Heterocephalus glaber (naked mole-rat)
Lineage: Eukaryota; Metazoa; Chordata; Mammalia; Rodentia; Bathyergidae
Gene: Ctdsp1
Product: CTD small phosphatase 1
Molecular function (GO): RNA polymerase II CTD heptapeptide repeat phosphatase activity
Source: RefSeq, a predicted model, not a curated record